AAAACAAUGGACAAUAUUUCAAAUAUAUCGUCUACAUUAACACUUCAGGGCUUUGACUUGCCCCCUGACACCGUCAUUCCUGCAUUCCUCUUUGCAACCUUGGCAUACAUGAUCAUUCUCUUCUGCAACAUCUCCCUUCUUUCCAUCAUCAUUUUGAACAAGAGUCUUCAUCAACCCAUGUAUGUCAUUCUGUUAAACCUGCCCAUAAAUGAUCUGAUUGGCUCUACAGCUCUGUUCCCCCAAGUUAUCAAGGAACUCUUGUGGGAUACCAAGACGAUCCAGUUUUCCACUUGUGUUACUCAAGCAUUUUUUAUACAUGUGUAUGCUGCAGGUGCUGUGUACAUCCUGUCUGCUAUGGCGUACGACCGUUAUGUGGCGAUAUGCAAGCCUAUGAAUUACAACACAAUCAUGAGUAAUGCACACCUCAUGAAGCUGAUCUCACUGGUCUGGCUCUCUAAUGUACUUAUGAUAGCUGUUCUUUUUAUCCUGCUACUGCGUUUACCACGCUGCAGAUCCCACCUGACUCACACUUACUGCGAUAACCCAUCUUUGCUGCAACUGGUUUGCGCAAACACUACUAUCAAUAACAUUUAUGGAUUAAUGACUGUAGCUGUCUCACAGGUUGUGACGGUUGGUAUGAUGACUUUUACAUACAUUCAGAUCCUCAUCGCAUGCUUUAGAAAUAAAAGUUCGGACACACGAAGCAAAGCGCUACAGACUUGUGCCACACAUUUAAUAGUCUUUUUAAUAUUUGAGUGUUUGGGCUCUUUUACUCUUAUUUCCUAUAGAUUUGCUGAUGUUUCACCACAUUUAAGAAAAUUUAGUGGAGUGGCUGCUAUGAUUAUGUCUCCCACGUUGAAUCCUAUCAUUUAUGGCCUAAAAACAAAAGAAAUCCGGACUAAAGCUUUAAAGUUUUUAAAGAAGCGUGUCUAUCCUGUAUAA
Messenger RNA from Trichomycterus rosablanca, 942 nucleotides. Its product is annotated as olfactory receptor 52E4-like. Gene Ontology annotation, cellular component: membrane. Lineage: Eukaryota; Metazoa; Chordata; Actinopteri; Siluriformes; Trichomycteridae. The record is from RefSeq and is a predicted model, not a curated record. Gene Ontology annotation, molecular function: odorant binding; G protein-coupled receptor activity; olfactory receptor activity. Gene Ontology annotation, biological process: G protein-coupled receptor signaling pathway; detection of chemical stimulus involved in sensory perception of smell. Bases 7 to 942 code for a protein of 311 amino acids. The transcript has a single exon.